This is a messenger RNA of Paecilomyces variotii, 2910 nucleotides long. Its product is annotated as putative MFS transporter. Lineage: Eukaryota; Fungi; Ascomycota; Eurotiomycetes; Eurotiales; Thermoascaceae. The record is from RefSeq and is a predicted model, not a curated record. The transcript has 3 exons. Gene Ontology annotation, molecular function: transmembrane transporter activity. Gene Ontology annotation, biological process: transmembrane transport. The coding region runs from base 107 to 2809 and encodes 900 amino acids.
AGCAAAAUAGAUCUAUGGCGGAUGAGAACAAAGUAGUCCUGGUUUUCAGUCGAGCAGCUCGCGCUGGGGGUUUACCCCGCGGGCACUGUGUCUCUGUCGAUCAAACAUGCAGAGCCGCAGAGCCGCCGUUCUGGUGGUGUCGAUUAUACUCUUUGCCAUUGCUACGGUCAUUGUUGUAUUGCGCUUCAUAUCAAGGAUCGCUAUUGUCAAGAAGGUCCUGUUGCAUGAUUACUUGAUGCUGCUAGCAUGGGUGCUCGACCUUGGUUUUUCGGUCUCCCUCUUCGUCGCGACCUCGAAAGGGUUAGGUCUUCACGAGAAAGAUGUCAACCCGGCUGAUCAGCCCGUUCUUAACCGGGCGGAAUACACCUUCACGGUGCUCUAUAACCCGGUAUUAAUGGCGAUGAAAACAUCAAUCCUCGUCUUCUACCUCACCCUGACUAGAACAGACAAAUUCUUUCGGUGGGCCAAUUAUGUGACCCUGGGUGUGGUGAACAUCGCGGGCUUUGCGUUGACGUUUGUCAACCUCUUUCAGUGCCGUCCGGUGGGCGCAGCUUUCACCUAUCCAGUACCAGCUCAUGCGACAUGUACGGACAUCGUCACUCUGUACCUCUCGUCUGCUCCCGUCAAUAUCAUCACGGACCUCCUGAUCCUCGUUCUCCCCAUGCCUAUAUUGACGAGGAUGCGCCUCCCACAGAAACAGAAGAUCAUUUUGGUGCUCACCUUCAGUUUCGGCUUCUUCGUCGCAGUCGUGGAUGUGAUUCGAAUCGCUUAUCUGCAGAACGCCUCGACAUCCCGCUUCUUGGCGUAUAAAGCGUACGACACUUCCUAUAACAAUUCUGUGGAGUAUUCCGACUUCACCUGGUACGCUUCUCUGGCGUUUAUGUGGUCUGCUAUCGAAGUCAACGUUGGUAUGAUAUGCGCCUGCGUCCCGAGUCUUAAGCCCCUCGUAUCUCGGAUAUUUCCCAGAAUGCUUCGCGACACCGACGAAGUUACCUAUGAUGGUUCGGUCGAGCCUCCCAGACCAUCCGCGGACAUGGCUGCCACGACCCCUUCUCCUCCGGGCCCAAGAGCUAUGGCACCUGGUUUGCGUAACUCCGGUUCCGGCGUCACUGGCAGUGGAAGUGGGAGCAGAACUGGAACGGGAUGGAGCGGCGACGAUACGAUCAGGAACAGCUCCGCAGGGCAGAGUACAUUUAUGGAAUUUCUGCUGUCUUCACAGCGAAGGGAAAAUGUUGAAGAAGCAGACACGACGAAUGCCGGUGGCACCGUGCAGCGGCACAUUCAUUUCUUCGAUUUCGUCAAUGUGAAUCAACCGAAGAGCAUGCUGAAGAUGACCAAUAAAGAGUCCAUACUUCCCAUCGCAUCGACCACGAUCCUUUUUUUCCUAUUGGGUUUCGCGUACGGCCUAUUGGAUAUCUUGAACGACCAGUUCCAGAAGGUCAUCGAGUUGGACUCAUGGAGCUCACAGGGCAUGCAUGGCGCCUACUACGGCGGUUAUUUGGUCGGUCCGUUCCUCGUCGGUUAUCCGGUUCUUACGAAAUGGGGCUUCAAGCCAACCUUCAUGACGGGCUUGUUCAUCUACGCCUGCGGGAGUCUGAUCUUCUGGCCUUCUGCUGUCCUGACCUCGUUUUCGGCCUACAUAGUAUCCAACUUCGUCGUGGGUUGUGGACUUGCCGUUCUGGAGACCGCAGCGAAUCCGUUCAUCUCGCUCUGUGGGCCACAGGAGAACUCCGAAAUCCGAUUGAACAUAUCCCAAGGUGUUCAGGCUAUUGGCAGCGUGGUUUCUCCGCUGCUUGCCAAGAAGGUGCUCUUCAAGCAGGUUAAGGAUGCGCCAAGCUUUGUGGAUGUUCAGUGGACCUACUUGGCCAUUGCCCUCUUUGAUAUGCUCCUGGCAGUGGUCUUUUACUAUAUGCCUAUCCCGGAAGCAUCCGACGAGGACCUGAAAGAACUAGCUUAUCAGCGCCACGAUGAUAACUCUGCCAAGGUUGGGCCGAUUCCUGUCGUUUGGCUCACCUUCGGACUGGGUGUGUUCUCGAUGUUCUGCUAUGUCGGUGGCCAGGAGACAGUCUCUACCAACCUCGAACCUCUUGUGGAUUACUUGAAACCCAAAUCUUCCAGUCUCAGUUCUUUUGAAUAUCUCACAAUCGGUCAUACAGUGUUCGCAGUCGGGCGCUUCCUGACAGCAUUUGCUCAGUGGAUCCUCAAACCUCGCUGGAUCCUUCUUGUCGCAUAUAUCGGCAUGAUCGUAUUUUCGAUUCUCUGCAUGAACGUUUCAGGUUAUGCAGGCAUUGCCAUGGCAUUGAUGGUGUAUGUUUUCGAAAGCGGCGUCUUCAGCAUCAUCUUUGCAAUCUCUCUGCGCGGCACCGCUCAAUACACCAAGACCGCAGCAGUCAUAAUGACCGCUGCCAUCAGCGGUGGAAGCGUCUUCCCUUUCCCACAAUACGCCGCUUCUAGGGCGCGCGGUGUCCAAUACUCGUUCUGUGUCACCGUCGCUGUUUUCUGUGCGGGCGCGAUCUUCCCAUUGUACCUGAAUCUGGUCCCAGCAGCCCGCAAGCAAGUCGAUCCGGUGCCUAACGAAUACUUGCGUCGACAUCAUCCGCUACGACAUCUUCAAAAACAAGACAUCGUCGGUGAAAAGGACGACUCCCCUCGCGGUGGAGUAGCAUCCCGACGAGGCAGCGGCAACUCGAAUCUAUUUGCCGAUUGUCAAAGACCAGCAGCCAGCCAUCGACGCGAUUACACGAGCAUGACCGGCUCUACCAGCACUGGUGGCAUCAUGCACGAACUCGCACCAUGGCCAAACACAUAAAAUCCCUCAAACAUCCUUCUACAUUUCUCAUUUUCCCUAUCUCUUCCUUGCACUUUUUUCUCUUUUCUUAUCCAUUGAUACCCCCUAUCUCGUUAGAUGUC